AUGGCGCCGUUGCCCCAGAUCCCGCCGUCGUUCUCCCCGGUUCAGCCGGAUCCGAUGUUUCGGUGGAAUGGUGUGGAUGGGAGCAGCUUUGGCGACUCCGGAACCGCCGGCAUGAACUCCUUCGCGCUGCUACCAACAGCGAGCCCCUACGGUCAGACAAUCCCGGCGUCGACAAACGUCCUCGCACGGCGGCAAAACAGCCGGGCCUUGGUUCCUACAGCUCCCAGGACCCCAUUCGAGCGCGGCUCCGACGGCUGGAAUGGGUACGGCGAGGACCCGGCCUACCUACAACAAGCGAAUCCUGGCGCGGAGGAACACGACAACGUCGAGCGGCUCGAGGAGAUGGCUCAGAGGGCGAAGAGGGAAGCGCAGGCAAAAAGGAAACAGAUACCGCCCUUUGUUCAGAAGCUUAGCAGCUUCUUGGACGAAUCGAGGAAUACUGAAUUGAUUCGCUGGUCUGACAAGGGGGAUUCGUUUGUCGUCCUUGACGAGGACGAGUUUGCCAAGACACUCAUCCCCGAGCUCUUCAAACACAAUAACUACGCCUCAUUUGUGCGCCAGCUGAACAUGUAUGGCUUCCACAAGCGCGUGGGGCUUUCCGAUAACUCCAUGAAGGCCAGCGAGAGAAAGAACAAGAGCCCGAGUGAAUACUACAAUCCGUACUUUCGCCGCGGUCAUCCUAACCUGCUGUGGCUGAUCAACAAACCAAAGAGCGGCAACAGCAAGAAAAAGGGGAAGAAGGACGAAGUCGAUGUUGAGAGCGAGGAGGAAGGGGUGGAGGAAACCUUCAACACACCGAACCUAGCGGCCCCCCAGGCCGCCAGAGCGUCUGUCUCCUCCCACGAGCUCGGCCCUCUGCAACGGAAGGAUUUGUUGCAGGUCAAGUCCCAGAUCGAGAGGAUCCAGCAGCAGCAGGUUGCUAUCUCCAGCAUGCUAAACAAGAUGCGUCAGGACCAGAGCCAGCUCUACCAGCAGGCCCUCCUCUUCCAGAACAUGCACGAGCGCCACGAGAACUCGAUCAACGCCAUACUCAACUUCCUAGCCAACGUGUUUAGAAAGUCGUUGGAAGAGCAGGGUGGGGCGCAGACGGUCCAAGACCUUCUGGCGAGCAUCAUACCGAACGGCCAAGGACACCCUCAGACCCAAAUUUCCCCGACCAGCGGCGUUGUUGACCUCGGAGGAUUCGUCAACCAGCGGGCUCAGAACGUCACCACGGCAGGCACUCCGAAGCGACAACCGCGUCUGCUACCCCCGAUUCCCCAACAUCAAACAAGCAAGCCGGCCACACUAUCAACCACCUCUGCGGCUCCACCAGGAUCACACACUUCACAUCAGGCCCCCCAGAUGGGGACGGUCACCGAACUCUUCGACACCUCUCCUGCAGACACGACCUCCCCGUCUUACAUUAAGAACGAGCUGCGGAGCAAUCCUCAGGAGGGUAUGAUGAAGAUCAUCCAAGACACGAAUGCCGUCAACAACACCUCUGGAUUCGACCUCCCCGACGUCGCCGCCAAGACCCCCGCAAGCAUGAGCGACGACCAACGGGCACAGAUGCUCAACAUCAUGGCCGGCAGCAACCCAAUUCCCUCAACAGCAACAGCGACAGUAAACGGCAUCCCUGCCGUCAGCCCGACCGCGUCCGUACCGCCGCCAACAACCUCACCCGUCCCCCCGGAUGGUCUGCCCCUCCCCCCGAACCUCUCUUCCCUACAGAUGCCGUCACUGCACGAGAUUCAGAGCACCCAGGCCGAGCUCGACGCCCUACAGCGCCUACAGACCGAGCAGGCGGACCAGAUCGACGCGCUCACCCACCUGCUCGGCCCGCUCAGCCCGGCGGGUCGCAUCCCCGGCAUCGACGAAAAUGGAAACCCCAACACGAGCUACUUUGACAGCGUCGUCGACUACGACCAGUUCCUCCACAACAGCGCCUUCUCCGAUCCCGCGUUCGACGCCGGGGGGUUGGACGGGAUGGAUAUGCCGGGCGCGGCGGACGGAACGGACUUCAACUUCAGCUUGGAUGGGGGCUCGGUCGGCGAUUAUCUUUCUGCCAACGCGGGCGUGGCCGGAGUUGCGGGCGGUGGGAGCGGCGGCGGUGGCGGCGGCGGUGGUGCUGGUCAGGUUGGGGACAGUUCUGGCGCGGGGUUCCAGCCGGGGCGGGUCUUUGAGGCGACGUCGGCGAACAAUACCCCCAGCCCGGCCGGUACCGAGGAGAUUACCAGGCCGGACCUUGACAGCCCGGAGCGGGGCACCAAGCGACGGAGGAAGGAUUAG
This is a messenger RNA of Chaetomium fimeti, 2271 nucleotides long. RefSeq lists its product as uncharacterized. Gene Ontology annotation, biological process: regulation of DNA-templated transcription. The record is from RefSeq and is a predicted model, not a curated record. Gene Ontology annotation, molecular function: sequence-specific DNA binding; DNA-binding transcription factor activity. The transcript has 2 exons. The coding region runs from base 1 to 2271 and encodes 756 amino acids. NCBI's taxonomy places the organism in Eukaryota, Fungi, Ascomycota, Sordariomycetes, Sordariales, Chaetomiaceae.